Syngnathus typhle (broad-nosed pipefish) is the source of this 1763-nucleotide messenger RNA. It is a transcript of the gene bdkrb2, whose product is annotated as bradykinin receptor B2. Gene Ontology annotation, cellular component: membrane. Lineage: Eukaryota; Metazoa; Chordata; Actinopteri; Syngnathiformes; Syngnathidae. The record is from RefSeq and is a predicted model, not a curated record. The transcript is spliced from 3 exons. Gene Ontology annotation, biological process: G protein-coupled receptor signaling pathway; vasoconstriction; smooth muscle contraction. Gene Ontology annotation, molecular function: bradykinin receptor activity. Bases 1 to 1194 code for a protein of 397 amino acids.
AUGAUGUUACGCUCCAGUAUCAUUCAUCAAAAGAGCGAGUCACGCAACGACUGGGCGGGGAAGGGGAAGCUCGUCCGACAGCGCAGACUGGCAUCUGCACACUUCACAUCUGGACGGAGUUUACUCAAGAGGGAAAUGGCUCUUCAAACUACAAGAAUGCCAGAGCUGAACACCACCACGCAUCCAAAUUGGAGCCAAAACGCCAGCGUGGAAAAGAGCUGCAUCGAUCCCGACGUUUGGGACGCGUUGACCAGCAGCCAGCCCGUCUACCUGGCGAUCAUCACCGUGUUGGGAGUGGUGCUCAACGCCUUUGUGCUGCUGGUCUUCUGCCUACAAAAGAAGCCGUGCACGGUGGCCGAAAUCUACCUGAGCAACCUGGCAGCCGCCGACUUCAUCCUAGUGUCCUGUCUUCCCUUCUGGGCCGUUAACAUUGCUAACGAUUUCAACUGGCCUUUUGGAGUGGCCAUGUGUAAAAUAGUCAACGCGGGCAUCAAGAUGAAUGCUUACAGCAGUAUCUACUUUCUGGUUCUGGUCAGCAUGGAUCGCUACCUGGCGCUAGUUCACCCCAUGUCACACGGGCGAAUGCGUCGACCAAAAUACGCCAAAGUGGGCUGUCUGCUGGUUUGGGCCUUCAGCUUGUUCCUCGGUGCCCCGACGCUGGUCUUCAGGCAGGUCAAGUAUUUCGCAGAGUACAACGUGAGCGCCUGCGUCUUGGAUUUCCCAAGCCGCACGAUGAUGCUGCUUUGCGACGUGAUGCUAAUUAGCUUCAGCUUCGUCAUCCCCAUUACGAUCAUCUCGUUCUGCACCGUCAAGAUCAUCCACGCGUUACGUAAGCCCUCCGUAGAUAGGUUCAACAACGAGAAGAGCGAGCGGAAGGCCACCACGCUGGUGCUGGUCGUCCUGGUUGCCUUCCUCGUCUGCUGGAUACCGUUUCACAUCGUCACCCUGCUGGAUGUGCUAAUAAAAGCCGGCGUGAUGGAAGGGUGCCGACUGGAAGCCGUCGUGGAUAUUUGCAGCCAGUUUUUUGACUACCUGGCCUUCUUCAACAGUAUCGUCAAUCCCAUCUUGUAUGUUAUCGUUGGGAAAAACUUCCGGAAAAAAGCUCAGGAAGUGUGCAAGCAGUGGUCCGUCAGUAGCUUCACGAGCAUGUCCACGCGUUCGCAGACUUCUGCGACGUUGAGGACGUUUGCGUAAAGAUCUGAGCUCUCCCAGAUGUUCAAACUGGAAGCUUGCCGCUGCAUGUGUAAAUUGUGUUUUGAUCGUCAAAUCUGUCUGUUGAUGAAGUACAAUCCAAAAGUUCUUUCUUGAAGUGCAUUUAAUGGUUUGAACAGGCAAAUGACUCACUCAUUGUCCAUAGUUUCCAGUGGUGACACGCCAUGGUGCUGCCUGCCUUUUUGUUACAAUCAAGCAACCCACUCAGUUGACUCAGAGGUCUGUGGGAGGCUGUGCAGGCACUCCCCAAAAUAAAGGCAUGGAAUACCAAAAAGGCAGUCAGCCAUAAACCACAUGCCAGGGUAGUGGACUACCACGAGAUUAGUUAACCUCAAAGUAGAAAAAAAAAAAAAUUGUCGCAUGUGUUUUUGCCAAUCUUUUACGCUGCCAUGCAUUGUUUUUGUACUAUAAAAUAAUCGUUGUUGAUUGAAUGAGCAAAUCAUUUGUUCAUAUGAUAAUCAUACUAAACCAAGUGCCUGCUUGUAUUUAUUAUUAUGUGAUGUAAAUGAAGUAUAAACAUCAAUUAAAAGCUGCCUUUGCACAAUCCAAAA